CACUUUUACUUCCACAAAUUUAUUUUUCGUGCGACAUGAUGCAGGCAGCAGGCGUUGUUAGGUGACUGAAAGAGUGCAAUUUCAAGUCAAAGAAGAAGGAUUUCUUCCCAAGAUAGACGUAGACCCUACGACGGUGUUUGAACGGCUGGCAUUGCCUGGAUCAAGGUUGUUUACCGGUAUAUGUUCGCGUGUUUGCAGCUCAUCUCAGCCGGUGACAGUGCUGAUAUCAAUGAAAUAAUCUUGCAAGACACCAGUCGAGUAUCCACCAACUUUCUAGUUUCUGCCGUGAACAUUUUAUUUGAAACCUUUCUUCCUUUGGUGUGUCGGAAUUUUGUAAAGUCAGCGCCCGUAUUCGACAUGUAGAAUUGCAUUCGGUGAUGGGGUACGCCUGGAUAGCCUGGCCUGGACCACUAGCCUGGGAGCAAGAUGCCUCACAGAUCGACUACCACCUGUCUGCUGCUGAUCGUCCUGGUGAUCACAACGUUUAUAGCGCUGGUCGUUGUACUCUCUCCUCCCGAUGAGCGAGCUCCAACUGGCAGAGAUGUGGCCGAUGAGGUGAGUAUGCCCCUGACUGAACCACGUACGGUGGAAGCAUUGCGUAAAAUGGUUCAUAGUCUUCAAUCAAUUUCUCAAGGUAACAAAGGCCAUGGAGUAUCCUCAGAUGAUAAACCAGUCACUGUGAUAAAGCGCCUCAAUCAUUUGUUGCCAAUGUAUUUCAAGCGUGCUCAACGUUCAUCAUCUUUGAAGGAAGACAAGUCUAACCUUAUUCGGCUGCUUCUCCUGACAAAAUCUGCUCCUGGAAAUUUUGACAAGCGGCUACAGACGAGAUUGACUUGGCUUUCGCUGGCCAUCCAGUCGUCCAACUGUCGGUGUACGACAAAUACAGGUGACCGGUGUACACGCUAUAGCCGCCUGUGCCAAUACCGUCACAUUGUCUGGUAUCACCGCUUUUUGAUUGGCAUGGACAAUGAAGAUACGGAUCUAAUGGAUACAGUACUGAAGGAUGGAAAUGAACAUCUUGAUGUUCUCUGGUAUCCCGAGGAGGAUCAUUAUCGUCGGUUGACCUGGAAAGUACAUUGGGCGAUGCAGUGGGUUGUCAACAAUCUGCGCAUUGACUAUCUAAUGUUUGUGGACGAUGACAGUUUCAUGCACCUGCCUCACUUAGCAACAUACCUAGCAACGGCGCCCCGCACACACCUGUAUGGCGGCCGCGUACCGUACAAUGAUGCGGUGGUGGUGCGCGACAAAAAGAGCAAAUGGUACGUCAAAGAGAAGGCAUUUCCUGGCCAGCACUACCCACGCUAUGUAUGGGGAGCCGGCAUGAUACUAAGCAGCGAUGUUAUGCACAUGGUUGUAGAACGCUCGCACAUGCACGAGACUUGGUUUGGUGUAGAUGAUGCGUUCAUCGGCAUCAUCCUCAAUCGGAGUGGCCUGUCGCCUACCAACAUCAAGUCGAUCUAUCCAGCAAUGUCAGUGUUUCAUGGCUGUACUCCCGGCACAGAAGGUCAGCCACCUAUACUAAUCAGUUCUAUAGACGAAUGGCACCGGCACACCAUGAUGGAGUAUGCUAUGGGUAGUCUAUCUCUCUGUUCGCUCAUGGUCUGGCCGGUUUGGUGGAGAAUUAGCUCAUUUGUUCAGUCCUAUGCCUUUAUUCUCAUCCUAGCCAUCCUAGCUUUAAUCUUCUGCCGCCCUCUGGUGCAGCGCCGCUACUUGUUCAGGCUCAUUGUGUACGUAUAACACGUUGUCCGGAGGCUGCUGCUGCAGCUAGGGAUAAUCAAUUUGUCACACAGACUAUGCAGCCUAGCACAAGCAGCACAGUUGUCCCUGGAAGCUUGGUCAUCAUUGCCAGCUCUGACGUGGAGAGUAUCACUGCAGUGGGUGCUUGUUACAUUGGCUGACGGCCAUUGUUGUUUCCUCGGCGCCUGUGCACCAGCGACACGCGACAGCCGUGUGAUCAGGCCAGGGCGUUGUUGCCGGACCGUUAGUGGGAGAAUGCAGACUGCGUUGCAUUGCACAACACCGGCCACUUGCCUGCCCUUGCGACUAUCCCAGUGACGUAAAGUUUGCGUGUGUGUGUGCGCGUGUGUGUGUCACUCCUGCCAGGGCGAACACAAUUCCAGUGCUGCGGCUACUGGUACUAUCAACCCGAGUUUGCCUCGCUAUUCACCUCCAUAAUAGCCUGCUGUUCACUUUUUUUAAUAUUUUCGAAUUUAUCUAUGGACACAAACACAGCAACUUUGUUUCUAAGAAUUUCUGUGGCGACUUCGUAAUCUGUCUCUUCUUUGGUUCUUCCUCUUUUUUUUAUUACUUGACUUCCUCCUCACGCGAGCCGUGAAUUUUUUUACUUCCUCGCUAUAAAUUGUUUAUAGCUAGGAGAUUUCCAAUUCUUUGUACAUGUGUUGUGAUCUAUGAAAAUCUAGGGCUUGGUCAUAGUGUUAGACAGCAUUCAUAUUAUUUAUUAUGCUUCAAACAAAUCAUGUUGAUUAGUCUUGCUACUGCUGCUGCUACUCCUGUUGCAGUUUAUGCUUCUUCUUCUUUUUAAUGUCCUUGUAUGCCCCUUCCCCCUACUCUCCCUUAGAAGUGUGUUCUCCUUGAAGUUUGGUCAUGGCGCUGCUGGUUCAAAGUGCUUUUUUGAUAUUUGUUUUCUGUCUAGUAGAUCCCUAUAAACAAAGCUUGUUUGUACGCUUUUGCAUCUUCUACUUAUUUUUUUAAGAAUCUGGCUUAUCUCCCACCUAAAACAAACAUUACUGCACGCACACACGUGCACAUGCCCGCACACGCAUACACACGCGCGCGCGCGCGCACACACACACAAUACAUACAGGUGCAUUUUUUUUAUCCUUCUCUCUCUCUCUCUGUCUCGUAUCUAGUUAGACUAUGCACCAAAAUUUGCUCCAAUUUAGUCAAUUCUUCUCUUCGGAGGUGUGCUCACCGUCUUUUUCGCUCUCUUGCAUCGUAACUCCAAUUUCCAUUGAUUCUGCACUAGUCUAUGUUGCACACUCUC
Sycon ciliatum is the source of this 3004-nucleotide messenger RNA. Its product is annotated as acetylgalactosaminyl-O-glycosyl-glycoprotein beta-1,3-N-acetylglucosaminyltransferase-like. Gene Ontology annotation, cellular component: Golgi membrane. Bases 427 to 1737 code for a protein of 436 amino acids. The record is from RefSeq and is a predicted model, not a curated record. The transcript has a single exon. Gene Ontology annotation, molecular function: hexosyltransferase activity. NCBI's taxonomy places the organism in Eukaryota, Metazoa, Porifera, Calcarea, Leucosolenida, Sycettidae.